AUGCUAGAUGUAGGGUGGAUCUGUGUUGGAGCAGUUCGUGCUGUCUAUUGGCUCGUGAUGCUCGUAUGCAACUUCUUAGGAUAUUCACCGUUGUGGGCACAGAUCGCCAUGAAGAAUAGGAAAACGGACAAUGUGAGAAUACGGAUUCCCACUCAUUUAGCUGUCUGUUUCACGGAGGAGCGUCUCAUCGACUUGACCGAAGUAAUACAACUAAUGGAUAGUUGUGUUUCUGCGGAAAUUCGACAAUUGUCAAUCUAUGAUCCAUUCGGAGACCUGGUCAACCAAAUUAGUCAGAUUGAACAGGCUUGUCGCAUUUUCACGCGAGCUGAUCUCUACUGCGAUGGCCGACUUGUACAUUCUGACGAUCUUGCUAGUAUUCAGGUUAACGUAUUAUCAAGGAAAAUGGGCAAAGACGCGCUUGUGGAGACAUGUAAAACUUUAUGUCGUGACGACGAACCGAUUACUGUGGAGAAAGUAUCGAAAAUUCUAGAAGAAAAGUUUCAUUUGAGUGACCCAGACUUUUUACUCCGAAUUGGAAAUGUUCCUACAUUAUGCGGUUAUCCUCCUUGGAAUCUUCGAAUAACUGAAUUCCUGCAGUCACCACGGCUUCCAUGCUCACGACGAGGACUCGACUACUGUAUUGAAGCUUUCAGUCAACGUGAUAUUCGUGUUGGAAAGUAAUUUCUAAGUUCGCACAUUCCUCGAUUUCCACUUGCCGUUACCUUUCAUUAUCUCCUUUUACUUUAAUCUAUCACAGUUUCAUAGAUAUCAAACGUUAAUUUUUUGUUGCGAGCUAGUUUGUUUUUUUUCCUCUUGUUCGGUCCAUUCGCUUUAACUUGUCACCUAUUUUUUGUUUUCUCUACAGUCCUCUUGGUUCAUGAUCCUGUUAAUUAUCAAUGCUCUUUUCUGUGAUAUUCGAUAUUCGAAUCAACAAUGUGUAUGAUUAGUGUCAAAGUAACUUAUCGGAUUUUGAAUAUAAUUCAAUUAUUCGUGUAAUAAAUAACUAUUU
Caenorhabditis elegans is the source of this 1009-nucleotide messenger RNA. RefSeq names its product ditrans,polycis-polyprenyl diphosphate synthase [(2E,6E)-farnesyldiphosphate specific] (gene F37B12.3). The transcript has 4 exons. The coding region runs from base 1 to 681 and encodes 226 amino acids. Lineage: Eukaryota; Metazoa; Nematoda; Chromadorea; Rhabditida; Rhabditidae. The record is from RefSeq and is marked reviewed. Gene Ontology annotation, molecular function: transferase activity, transferring alkyl or aryl (other than methyl) groups; ditrans,polycis-polyprenyl diphosphate synthase [(2E,6E)-farnesyl diphosphate specific] activity. Gene Ontology annotation, biological process: dolichyl monophosphate biosynthetic process. Gene Ontology annotation, cellular component: dehydrodolichyl diphosphate synthase complex; endoplasmic reticulum membrane.